Messenger RNA from Pocillopora verrucosa, 1791 nucleotides. NCBI's taxonomy places the organism in Eukaryota, Metazoa, Cnidaria, Anthozoa, Scleractinia, Pocilloporidae. The record is from RefSeq and is a predicted model, not a curated record.
UAAUACUCCGGCCGAGAUUCGAUUCACGUCAUCACUCAUCAAACAUUCUUUCUGAAAAGUAAAGAAGGUACUUUUCAACGGCAAGAGUUUAUCUCGAAAUGAAAAACGGAUCCAGGAACAUAUCGUGUGAUCAAGCGAAACUGAACAACAACCGAAACCACAACAACGAAUCGAUCAAAUCGACAUGCAACGGAGGGAUUUUUACAGAGAAGAAAUUACUCUACAACUUCGACGAAGUUGCACCCGAUUUCCAAGAAGCUUUCAUUCUUAGCGGGUAUCGGAAGCCUUACAGCAGCACCUGGGAAUGUUUACAAAGCCUUUUCUACGUUAACAAUGAGACUUUUAAUAUGUGGAGCCAUAUCGUGGUGUGUUUAUAUUUUGUCGUGCGGUACUCCGUGGUCUUGAUUGAGUUAGGAAGAAGUUCGUCCUCGCCGAAACAAGAUUUUUAUUAUCCAAUGUUAUCAUCGGCUAUCGGGAGCGUCACUAUCUACGCGUUGAGUGCUACAGCUCAUACAUUUAACUCACGGUCGGAAAAGCUGCACAGAGUUUUCUACUUUUUUGAUUAUGCCGGUAUUAGCAUCUACACCUACACCUCCGGUCAAGUUAUGUUCUUCUACAAUCGACCCAUUCAAACUGGAUGGCGAAUUUUCGAAUCUGCAUUGUUUUACACAAUCAUUGGCGCCAGUUUAUCUUUUCUGGCAACUUUCUUUUGCUGCCAGAGUAAAGUUGGUUUACGAAAGCACGGCUCGGCAAUCCGCAUAAUUCCAGUGUUCGCUGGCUGGUUGAACACUGUAUUAUCUCUUGCAGUUGGCGUGACAAUGUGUAGCUGUCACGCUGUCACGACAUGUCAAUCUUUCAUCGCCUGCAAUGAGCUGCUAAUCACGUACUUUCGACGUCACUGCUUUUACUCAAUCGUGGGCGGGUUGAUUUAUGGAAGUAAACUUCCAGAACGACUCUUGCCAGGAAAAUUCGAUAUCAUAGGAAGCAGCCAUCAUUUUCUUCACAUUUUUGGCGCCCUCUCCACAGAAUACGCCUUCAAAAUUCUGCAAGUUGCCAUAGAAAGUCGUCAGGAUUCAAGAAACGAAGUUUUGGCGAAGUCACUGAUUGGUAUAUCGAUCUGGGAGACAUUGUUUCCUACGGCUGUAGUAUUUGUCGUUAACAUCGCCAUAGCUUCUUGCUUUGCAAAGUUGAUUUAUAAUUCCAAAGAUGAAAUAACCAUCAAGAAAAAAAAAUGAGUCAUACAAAUGUCAAAGUUAUCAUUUAAAAUUUGACAGUUAAGGAAUCAUUUUGAGGUGCACAGAGGACCACCAUCAUUUAUCGCCGGGGGUCGGGGGGGGCAGUCGGAUUUUGGUACUGUCACGAUAAAGUUUACCUGAUCCUACCAUGAAGCUUUGUAAUAUAUUUUUGUUCCCCCCUCCCUUCCCCCCUCCCCCCCCUCAUUGGCGGUUAAUUCUUCUAAGACUCUGUUGGCGACGACUGAUCACCUCUCCGUUUCCUCAUGAAAACCAUGUGAUCGGCCUCAAAAUCAUUUGUUCCCCGAUCCUCUCAAGCGAUAAAAAACGACUGGUCUUCUUAUUUUUUUUUCUUUUUGUCGAAUUUUGGAGUGAGGUUCAUUUACGUCGGUUAUGUACAGGGUGGGGGGAGGGAGGAGGGCAAGACCUUGUAGCCAUAAUAACCAAAGAAAAGGCAAAAGUUUCCCGGGCUUAUUUUUCUAGCUAAGCCUAAAUAUAACGUAUUUUUUUCAGUAUUUAUUUGCAGUUUGUAACUUGAAAAUAUAAAGGAACUGAUCAU